Molecule: messenger RNA, 1802 nt
Organism: Pyricularia oryzae 70-15
Lineage: Eukaryota; Fungi; Ascomycota; Sordariomycetes; Magnaporthales; Pyriculariaceae
Exons: 6
Coding region: 1067-1732 (221 amino acids)
Source: RefSeq, a predicted model, not a curated record
GCAGAGCCAGCAGAUGCAGCACCACGACGGCGUGGAAGAGCGUGAGCUGGCCUUGAAACGUCUGCACGACGGCCGUGCACAGCAGCGAGAGACCCUGCAGGCUGAGCGCGGCGACGGUGCUCCGGGAGAAGUCUUCCGAGUUGGUCCGCUCGCACACGAGGAUCUUGACCAGGUAGCUGAAGAGCUUGCCGGUCAGGCACAGUGCGUAUAUCGAUAUUCUGAUCUGAUAAAAAAAGAACAGAUUGGGUUUAUGAGUGUCAGUCGUCUGGCUUUUCCAACAUUACCUUAUACAAGUCUAUCGCGUUUAUCCAGAAUGGGUUACAACCAUGAUCGUUUCAUUCAAAAUCGUCGCUAUUCAAGCUAUACAUGGAACUCCGCCCAGGAAGGUGUAUACCCUACUCAAGGCAAAUGUUUCCGGCCUCGUUUGGAUUUGGUGAUAAUUCAAAACUGCGAGACGCUGACCACCUUUUUUUCGCUGCGACUUGAAUACGACUUGGACGAGAAAAUGAAAGGUCCUUCCAAAAAGAAAACCAAAAACCCGACCCAGCCCAAACUGGCCCAACCACUCUUCCCUCGCAAAGGGUAAGACGGCAGAGCAGGGUAAGAGAUUUCAGCAGCUGAACCUCUGACCAUUCGGUUUUGCACCAAUUGGCUGGCUGUGCCAUCCACACUAUCGGCUCCAGAGGAAUCCUGCAGUGUCAGCCGGGAGACGCACAAACCCCCGUCCAGUACCAAUUUAGAAAUGCGUGGCUGAGGCCCAAUCCAAAGUGUUCAGGCAAAAUUGUGCAUCUCGUUUUCUUAUUUCAAGACGGACUGACUCUUCACGCAUUGUUUCAGCAUCGGCGGUGGUGAUUUGUUUAUCACUCUGAUGUUCGGCCUCGGCUUUUAUACUUUCGUCGCAAAUACGACGUUGGCCUCUUUUGCCGCAACGAUGUCAUCGGCUCCCAGGACAAUGAAUGUAAUACAAUAUUUUGCACAUUGGUAGACACAUUCAUUCCUUGGGAUUACACCAUCUUGGUUUGUACACAUAGUGUGCAAAAAGGAAACAACAAGAAAAACCGCAAAAAUGAUGCACCCAAUCGAUCGCAUUUGGACAGUUGUCCUAUUCGUCGUCCUCUCGGCUAUCGACAUCGCCUUCAACGCCGCAGCCGGCCCCGCAGCGGUCGCCGCCGGGGCUCACGUCGAAGGCAGACCCGUCACGGCACAAGCACUUGGCCUCGGCGCACAGGCGGGAGCCACCAAGGCCGGAAUCUUGGCAUUCCUCGGGUUUUUGGGAUUGGCAAACCUGACCAGCGUCGCGGCGACGAUGCUGAUCAUCAUCAUGGCGACAAUAUUUGGCAUAUGCGUCCUCGUGACCGCUCAGGUGUCGUAUGCCCUCAUAGGAGACACUCCUACGGCGCUUCUCAAAGCUGCACUAGUGGCUGCGCUUCCGUUACAGUUACCGGAGGGUUAUGGGAUGUAUUUUGCCGUCAACAGGUACAGAAAAGAAGACAAAUUCAGCGGCGAGUCAAUGAACACCUUCCACUACUCAAGAACAUUGGCCUUGUGGAUCACGACGGUGGUAUGGGAUGCUAUAGCAGGAGUUACUUUUGCAGCGAUGGCACAAAACCUAGGCUACCCCGUUUGUAAAUUGGGAACAGCAGCUGCGGCUGGUGCUGUGUAUGGCGUCUUUUCGGGGUUGUCCAAGAUGAUAGCGUAUAUCGCAUGGGGCUUGUAUUAUCGGAACAAGUGAAUUUGUAAUUAUACGAGAAAGUAGUUUUAAGCUUAUGGACUUUGAACAAGAAUUGCAGAUCAUGGAGCAG